Messenger RNA from Mugil cephalus (flathead mullet), 3371 nucleotides. RefSeq names its product phosphatase and actin regulator 1 (gene phactr1). The record is from RefSeq and is a predicted model, not a curated record. The transcript has 13 exons. Gene Ontology annotation, biological process: cell motility; stress fiber assembly. Lineage: Eukaryota; Metazoa; Chordata; Actinopteri; Mugiliformes; Mugilidae. The coding region runs from base 160 to 2070 and encodes 636 amino acids. Gene Ontology annotation, molecular function: actin binding.
UUUGCAUUAUGUCGGGCUUGUCUGUGGUGGACAGAGCUGCAGACCUUUUGAAAAAUCCUCUCCCGGAGCAAAAGGGCGAGAGGGUCCAGCCCCAGCCCCAGGUCCAGGUCCAGGUCCAACACUAACACUAGCCCUGCAGCCCUGCAGCCGAGCGUAAACAUGGCGGUCCGUGGAGGCGACGUGAUGCGUUCAUGGUCCGGAUCCAAGACAGAGAGUCCGUCUUCUUCGGUGACCGCCGCCUGCGAGGAGGAGAAGCCGAGGAAGAGGAGGAGAGGCUUCUGCCUGGUCAGGAUGAAGUCCCGCAGCGGCUCCGGCAAGCAGCCCCAGGUCCAGGUCCAGGCCCAAGUCCAGCCCCAGGUCCAGGUCCAGCUCCAGCUCCAGCUCCAUCCUCUGGGAACCUUCCCCGUCGCGGACAACAACAACUCGCCGUUCAUGAUCCACUGCCAGAUCGGGAAGGAGAUCAAGCACAUCUGCAGCAACUGCCGGGGAGCGGAGCAGCUGGACGCCGAGGAAGUGGAGCGGUUGGCGGCGAUGCGCUCCGACUCGCUGGUACCGGGCACGCACACGCCGCCCAUCCGACGGCGGAGCAAGUUCGCCACCCUAGGGCGCCUCUUCAAACCGUGGAAGUGGAGGAAGAAGAAGAGCGAGAAGUUCAAGCAGACGUCGGCAGUGCUGGAGAGGAAGAUGUCCACCCGUCAGAGCAGAGAGGAGCUCAUCAAGAAAGGACUCCUGAAGGAGGUUUACGAGAAAGAAGGUUCGUCUCCGUCCGUCCGUGAGGAGGUGAGGAUGGAGAACGGUCGCUCUCCGGUUCUCGGCUCCAGCCUGUCGGAGUCUGAAGGUGCAGAGCUGAUGGAGGGAGCGGCAUCGUCCGUAGGUCCUCUGGACUUCCAGAUGCCCGGUGACGGUGCAUGUCACCAGGACCACGGCCAGAAACCCAGCCAGGCACUGCCCACGAAGAAGCCGGCGGCGUAUCCGUCCGACGGGGGCGAACCCACCAUCUCCAGACCUCCAACGCUACACAAGCAACCUCCUGCUCUGCCGCCCAAGCCUUUCAGCAGGCUACCCAAUCACAUCACAGACGGCGGCCCCGUGAAGCUGCCGUGCAUGUCGGCCAAGCUGUCUCCUCCUCUACCUCCAAAGAAGCUCAUGAUCUCCGUCCCCGCGGGGAGCAUGGAGCCCUCGCCGCUCGCCUUCCAGAAGUGCCCCGCCCCCCCCGGCCACACCCCGAUGGGCGGACACUCGCUGCCGUACGGGACGCUGCCGGUUCCCCUCCACCCGCCCAGCCGCAUCAUAGAGGAGCUCAACAAGACCCUGGCCCUCACCAUGCAGAGGUUUGAGAGCUCCAUGAUGCACGGCGUUCCCACGGUGAUGAUCGAGUGCGACGACGACAAAGAGAACCUCCCCAACGAGGCCGACUACGAGGACCUGCCGGGCAUGUACAAGGACGAGGACGAGGAGGAGGAGGAGGAGGAGGAGGAAGAGGAGGAGGACGACGAGGAGGAAGAUGAUGAGGAGGAAGAGGAGGACGAGGACGAGGAUGAGGACGAUACACUGUUUACAAGCACACUGGCCAUGAGGGUUUUACGAAAAGACUCUCUCGCCAUCAAGCUGAGUAACCGCCCGUCCAAGAGGGAGCUGGAGGAGAAGAACAUCCUGCCCCUGCAGUCGGACCAGGAGCGCUUCGAGUCCCGGCAACAAACGGCCACCAAGCUGACCAGGCGGUUGAGUCAAAGGCCGACAGCGGAGGAGCUAGAACAGAGGAACAUACUGAAACCUCGAAACGACCAAGAGGAGCAGGAGGAGAAGAGGGAGAUCAAGAGACAUUUAUCCAGGAAGCUCAGCCAGAGGCCGACGGUCGAGGAGCUGCGGGAGGCGAAGAUCCUCAUCCGCUUCAGCGACUACGUGGAGGUGGCCGAGGCUCAGGACUACGACAGGAGAGCGGACAAGCCAUGGACCCGACUAACGGCCGCAGACAAGGCCGCCAUCAGAAAAGAGCUGAACGAGUUUAAAAGCACAGAGAUGGAGGUGCACGAGUCGAGCCGUCAUCUCACCAGGUUUCAUCGGCCAUAGAGCGGCUCAGUCCGACGUCCGCCGUGUUUUUAAAUCUUCCCACCGAAGCCUCAAGUGUUCAAACCGCUACCUGCUGCCCUCGUACUGCUAACGACCUGCACCGCGUCGGCUUCAGGCUGACGGGUCGGCCUCAGCACGUGAGUUUGAGUCAUUCAAGGAAACGAGAGGGACGGGAAAAAAAAAAUGAAGAUAAAAAAAAAAUAAUAAUAAAACAACCUUUCAGAUGGAUUUAAAGUCGACUGUCGUCUCCUCAGCGGAGACUUUACGGACUUCUUGAUAUUCAAAAGCUUUUAAUUGUCAUUUUUUUUAAAUGAUGAAGAGGAGGUGUUACAUUUACGUUACAGCACUUCUGUUUUUGAAACGAGCCUAUCGGAGGUGGAAGUCUGAGCCAAGUCCAGGGACGUGGGAGAUGAGAGUGGGGCGCCAUUUCUUUCUUUUUUUAUUACUAUUAUUAUUCUUGGGGCUCAGUCGUGUUUGCCUCUUUGCCAGAGGAAUUGAAGUAUUUCCAUCAGUGUGUAAAACAAGGCAGCUGAAUCUGAAGCCAAAUCUAAAAAAAAAUCCUGAUCAAAGUCCCAAAAAUGCUUGAAAUGAAAAUUCUGAUCUCCAAACCCCGUUCACGUCGAUCACCUGAGCAAUAACUCAAGAUUCUCCCCAUUCGUUUUGUCCGUCUGUUAACGGGGCUGCAUUCAAGAGCGCUCACACAUUCUCCAGAUUUCCAUUUAAAAAAAAAAAAAAACCAAAGCUGUGGAAGUCCCGACCUUGAAUGCAUCCCAGCGCGACUGCUGCCGAGGGUUCAGCGAGCCACUGUGCCUACAGUUUUGUUUACAGGGAUUUAAAAAGUUGCCAAAUUACCUUUAUUUGAUAUAAUAUCUGUAGACACAGUAAACUGUUGCUGAGCUCUCUGCUGAAGGACAUUUCAUUUUCCUGAGACGAGCUUUUAAACGGCAGAAAACGUGGAAACCCUGCCACCUUACUUUUAGUUUUUUUUUAUUGUUUAUAGGUCAGAGUGGGUCCGUGAAUUGACAGAUGUGUUGGGGGAGAAGCUGUGUGUGUUUGUGUAAUGACUGUGUGUACGAGAGAGCGCGUGCUUGUGGUACAAAGAGUCAGUAACUUUACUGACGCUUGUUCGUUUAAGAAAAAGAUUUUGAAAGAAUUCUAAGAGGAUGUAAAUAAACGAAGAGGCUUUUCAAAUGUUUUUUUGUAAAGCAGAAAAACUGCAUGUGGGUAUUAAUUUAUUGUGAGUCUUCUAUGAUGUAUGCAGUUUCUUAAAGAAAGAAACUUAUUAAAAAAUAAUAAGUUUG